Eremomyces bilateralis CBS 781.70 is the source of this 1659-nucleotide messenger RNA. Its product is annotated as ARM repeat-containing protein. Gene Ontology annotation, biological process: NLS-bearing protein import into nucleus. The coding region runs from base 1 to 1659 and encodes 552 amino acids. Gene Ontology annotation, molecular function: nuclear import signal receptor activity; protein binding. The transcript is spliced from 3 exons. Gene Ontology annotation, cellular component: nucleoplasm; nucleus; cytoplasm. The record is from RefSeq and is a predicted model, not a curated record. Lineage: Eukaryota; Fungi; Ascomycota; Dothideomycetes; Eremomycetales; Eremomycetaceae.
AUGUCUGAACGCUAUAUCCCCGAGCAUCGGCGUAACGCUUUCAAGGCGAGGGGAACCUUCAAGCAGGAUGAGCUGCGCCGACGCCGUGAGGACCAGCAGGUCGAGAUUCGUCGAAGCAAGAAGGAAGAGUCCCUCGCGAAGAGAAGAGGCAUAUCCGUCCCGGGCAGCGCUCCGGGUGCCGCUCUAGGUGCUGCACCUGACAGCGAUGACGAUGGGAAUAUCGAGACUCAGCUCGAUGAGGAACUCCCUAUCAUGGUGAAGGGCGUCUUUUCCGACCAGAUCGACGAACAGAUUGCCGCCACCACCAAAUUCCGCAAGCUCUUGUCCAAAGAGAGAAAUCCUCCCAUCGAACGAGUGAUCGAGACUGGCGUCGUCAGCCGCUUCGUCGAGUUCCUUCGCUCGCCCCAUACCCUCGUGCAGUUCGAGGCCGCCUGGGCGCUUACCAAUAUUGCAUCCGGUUCGGCUCAACAGACGCAAGUGGUCAUCGGCGCUGGUGCCGUCCCCAUCUUCGUCGAGUUGCUCAGCAGCCAUGAGCCUGAUGUCCGAGAACAGGCCGUGUGGGCCUUGGGCAACAUUGCUGGAGACAGCCCGCAUUGCCGAGACUUUGUGCUUCAGCAGGGCGCGUUACGCCCGCUGUUGGCCCUCCUCGGUGACAGCCGGAAGCUGAGCAUGCUUCGUAACGCUACGUGGACUUUGAGCAACUUCUGCCGUGGCAAAACUCCCCAGCCGGAUUGGCAAACGAUUGCUCCGGCUCUUCCGGUCCUUGCCAAGCUCAUAUAUUCGCUCGACGAUGAGGUCCUCAUCGAUGCAUGCUGGGCCAUCUCGUACCUGUCCGACGGAUCCAACGAUAAGAUCCAGGCCGUCAUCGAUGCUGGUAUCCCCAGGCGCCUUGUGGAGCUCCUGAUGCAUGCGUCCACCUCCGUGCAAACGCCUGCCCUUCGAUCCGUGGGCAACAUCGUCACCGGAGAUGACGUGCAAACCCAAGUCAUCAUCAACUCCGGGGCGCUUCCCGCGCUAUUGUCGCUGCUCAGCUCGAGCAAAGAUGGGAUCCGAAAGGAGGCGUGCUGGACGAUUUCCAACGUCACGGCGGGCAAUUCCCAGCAGAUCCAGUCCGUGAUCGACGCGAACAUCGUCGGUCCGCUCAUCCACCUGCUUCAGAACGGUGACUUCAAAACCCGGAAGGAAGCUUGCUGGGCCAUCUCGAACGCCACGUCCGGUGGGCUACAGAAACCCGACCAGAUCCGAUAUCUGGUGCAAUGCGGCUGCAUCAAACCGCUCUGCGAUCUUCUGUCGUGCCCGGACAACAAGAUCAUCCAGGUCGCCCUCGACGGACUCGAGAACAUCCUCAAGGUCGGCGAACACGACAAGGAAGCCGCCGCCGAAACCGGUGAGCCGAUCAACCGCUACGCUCUAUUCAUCGAAGAGGUCGGAGGCAUGGAGAAGGUCCACGACUGCCAAAACAACGCCAACGAGGAGAUUUACAUGAAGGCCUACAACAUCAUCGAGAAGUACUUCUCCGAUGACGAGGAGGUCGCGAACGAGAUGGGCGAUCUCGCGCCGCAACAAGGCCAAGAUGGGACCUUCGGAUUCGGUGCGCAAUCGCAAGCUCCGCAGCAGGGUUUCAGCUUUGCGAACGGAGGCGACUCGAUGGACAUGUAA